AUGCAGGCUCCUGAUCAUGAAGCAACAAACAAUCCAACUUCAAAAAGAAAGAGGGCUGCUGCUCCUCCAGCAAAAUCAGAUAAGAAGUUUAUCUAUCUCACUCCAAUGCCUUUGCAAUCCACUGGAGUUGUUGUUGCUGGCUCUGGCUUACUUAAGAACAAAGGGGAAGGGAAACAAAGGAAAAAAGGACCUUGUGUUGGUACAAAGGGUUUCAGGGCUCCAGAGGAAUUGAUUAAAUCUACACACCAAGAUCCCAAGGUUGAUAUAUGGUCUGUUGGGGUCACUUUACUCUACUUCAUCAUUGGAAGAACACCCUUUGUUGGAGACCCAGAUCAGAACAUAAAAGAGAUUGUAAAGUUAAGGGGCAGUGAAGAUCUAUGA
This is a messenger RNA of Cynara cardunculus var. scolymus (artichoke), 381 nucleotides long. RefSeq names its product cell cycle serine/threonine-protein kinase hsk1. The record is from RefSeq and is a predicted model, not a curated record. Lineage: Eukaryota; Viridiplantae; Streptophyta; Magnoliopsida; Asterales; Asteraceae. Gene Ontology annotation, molecular function: ATP binding; protein serine/threonine kinase activity. Gene Ontology annotation, biological process: protein phosphorylation; mitotic DNA damage checkpoint signaling. The transcript has a single exon. Bases 1 to 381 code for a protein of 126 amino acids. Gene Ontology annotation, cellular component: nucleus.